AUGGCCUCUUCUGAGAGAGACACCCGUGAGAACCAGACUGUCAUCCAAGAGUUCAUUCUGGUUGGCUUUUCAUAUCUUGCUGAGAUGCAGAGCCUUGUUUUCCUCCUGUUUCUAGCGACUUACAUUGUGACCUUACUGGGAAACUUCCUAAUCAUCCUCUUGAUAAAGCUGAGUCCCAGCCUUCACACCCCCAUGUAUUUUUUCCUGGUAAACUUGUCCUUCUUGGACAUUUGUUUCACAACCAGUGUGGUUCCCCAAAUGCUGGUACACCUCUUGGUGAAGCAUAAAAGCAUCUCCAUUGCAGGCUGUGCAGCUCAGUUGUAUGCCUAUGCCAUAGUGGGUGUUACUGAAUGCUGCCUCCUAGCAUCCAUGGCUUAUGACCGCUAUGUUGCCAUAUGCCACCCCUUACACUAUACUACCAUCAUGAGUGGUCGGAAAUGUGUGAGCCUAGCAGCUGCCUCGUGGAUCACCAGCAUCUCAGUGCAGCUGAUUCAGAUCACAUGGAUCUUCACCAUGCCUUUUUGUGGGUCCAACCUCAUUGACCACUUCUUUUGUGAUUUUGCACCACUGGCAAAAUUGGCAUGCGCAGACACAUCCAAGAAUGAGAUUCUUAUUAUGGUUGUGACAGUGCUGUUCAUUAUGGGCCCUUUCUUGCUAAUAAUCCUGUCUUACAUCCACAUUAUGUCCACCAUUUUCAAGCUGCCUUCAGCGGAGGGGAGAAGAAAGGCCUUCUCCACCUGUUCUUCACACCUUAUGGUGGUAAUGUUGUUCUAUGGAACAAUCCUUUUAACCUACCUGCGACCCAAGUCCCGCCACACCCCAGAAGGUGACAAAGUUCUUUCCCUCAUCUACACGGCCAUAACACCAGCUUUGAACCCACUGAUAUACACAUUGAGGAACAAAGAGGUGAAGGGGGCUUUUAGGAAAGCUGUUAAAGGAAUAAGCAUACCAUAA
Molecule: messenger RNA, 954 nt
Organism: Alligator mississippiensis (American alligator)
Lineage: Eukaryota; Metazoa; Chordata; Crocodylia; Alligatoridae
Product: olfactory receptor 10A4-like
Exons: 1
Coding region: 1-954 (317 amino acids)
Biological process (GO): G protein-coupled receptor signaling pathway
Cellular component (GO): membrane
Molecular function (GO): G protein-coupled receptor activity; olfactory receptor activity
Source: RefSeq, a predicted model, not a curated record